Messenger RNA from Diaporthe amygdali, 2037 nucleotides. RefSeq lists its product as uncharacterized. Gene Ontology annotation, molecular function: intramolecular transferase activity. NCBI's taxonomy places the organism in Eukaryota, Fungi, Ascomycota, Sordariomycetes, Diaporthales, Diaporthaceae. The coding region runs from base 1 to 2037 and encodes 678 amino acids. Gene Ontology annotation, biological process: triterpenoid biosynthetic process. Gene Ontology annotation, cellular component: lipid droplet. The transcript has a single exon. The record is from RefSeq and is a predicted model, not a curated record.
AUGUCUUCCUCAAACCAGGCGCCAGCCUCAAGGCUAGUCGAGCAGGCAAGGAAGACCGUUGCGAAGGCUGUUGAAUAUGCAUGGGACAUUGCCGAGCUAGAUGGUCACUGGUGCGGUGAAUUGCGCUCCAAUGUUACCAUGACGGCGGAGCAAAUCUUUUUCUAUCUUGUAAUACAUCCAGAUAUGAAAGAAAUCCCCUGUGCCGACGAAUACAGACGCUACUUGCUUGGACAACAACAAGAUGAUGGGUCGUGGUCCAUUGCCCCAGAGCACCCGGGAGAUGUAUCGACGAGCUGUGAAGCAUAUCUGGCCCUCAAGAUCCUGGGAGAGUCUCCAGACGCACCGGAGAUGGAUCUAGCAAGACGCUUCAUCCUGUCCUCUGGCGGAGUAGAGAAAGUGCGCAUCUUCACGAGGUUUUUCUUUGCUCAGUUCGGGCUGUUCCCGUGGGACGCUACGCCGCAACUCCCAGUCGAAUUCAUCCUCGUACCGCCCUCCGUUCCCAUGAACGUCUACAAGUUGUCAUCUUGGGCGAGGUUGACUAUUAUUCCGAUGCUCAUAAUUGCCCAUCACCGACCGGUCUAUGCCUUGCCAAACGGCCAUUCCGCGAAGAACACCUUCCUGGACGAGAUCUGGCGGAACCCACUCGACAAAAUGGUGCCACUAGUCCCCUCAUUCCAAGAAAUGUUCAGCUCGGGCUAUUUGUCAUUUGCUUUCAGCGCUGUCGACAAGGUCCUAUUCUGGCUGGGCGGCUUGCGCAGGAACCCUCUCCGUCAGUACGCUCGCCAGCAAUGCGUGAAAUGGAUUUUGGAACGCCAAGAGCCUUCUGGAGAUUUUGCAGGAUAUAUCCCGCCCAUGCACGCCGGUGUCCACGCUCUGCUCCUUGAAGGUUACAAUGUUGAUAGCGACCCAGUCCGUCUUGGGAUUGAGGCUCUCGAAAGAUUCACCUGGCAGGACGAACGAGGAAAACGGCUCCAGGCUUGUCCGUCCCCAGUGUGGGAUACUGUGCUCAUGACGAGGGGCCUGUGCGAUGCUGGUGUUUCCGUUGACGACCCUCGCCUUGAGAAAGCAGUGGACUGGCUGAAAAGGCGCCAAGUGAUGGGGCCAGAGGGCGAUUGGCGAGUUUACAGUCCAAAUUCGACACCAGGAGGGUUCUCGUUUGAAUACUGCAAUGAGUGGUAUCCUGACGUGGAUGACACAGCUGCAGCUAUCUUGGCCAUGAUCAGCCAGAACCCUCACGCGACCCACUCCAAAGCCGUGGUACACGCGGCAAAGUGGACAUGUGGGAUGCAGAACAAGGAUGGAGGCUGGGGUGCCUUUGACGUGGACAACGACAAGCUGUGGCUGAACAAGAUCCCCUUCAGCGAUAUGGACAGCCUCUGUGAUCCUUCAAGUGCAGAUGUUACCGGCCAUAUCUUGGAGGCUUUCGGCCUCCUGAUCCAGAAAGGUCGGGAACACAAGAUCGAAAUUGACGAGGGACUUCUGGACCAGAUAGUUCUCGCAUCCCAUCGUGGCAUCUCAUACCUGGCCCGUACUCAGGAGACAAGCAGCGCGUGGUACGGUCGAUGGGGAGUCAACUACAUCUACGGCACCAGCAAUGUAUUGUGCGGGCUCUCAUACUUCACAGAGGACGAUCAAGUCAUGAGUAUGACGUUAAACGGCUCACAGUGGAUCAAGACUGUACAAAACAGCGAUGGUGGGUGGGGCGAAAGUCUCGAAACCUACCGUGAUCCGGAGAAACAGGGAAUCGGCUCUUCGACUCCUUCACAAACGGCAUGGGCUCUAAUGGCACUCUUAACGACGUGCACUUCAACCGAUGAAGCGGUGGUGAGAGGCGUCGAGUACUUGAUCCGCAACCAGAAUGAUGUUCGGGGCAAGGGCAUAUCAUGGUCUGAAAAUCUCUUUACUGGAACAGGGUUUCCAAAUUUCCUCUACAUGGGGUAUACUUUGUAUCGUCACUACUUCCCUCUCAUGGCUCUUGGUCGAUUUAUUUCUUUAUCUGGCGAAUCUGCGAGCAUUAGACUAGGGGAGCUUAUUUAG